AUGCCACCGUCGGGGUCACAUAUACACCCCAUUGAAAUUUCUAGUGGUUUCGCUUCUUACGCAGGAUCAUCUUAUCAAGGUCCAAACGAAUGGGACCAAUAUUGGAACCAAUUUACACUCGAAAAUACACCCUCUUACCAUUCUCCUAUAUUGCCUCCGCUGCCACCACAAGAGGACGUGCAGAUGGAACCGGUGGAACAACCGCAGCCACCUCCAGAACCACUAAGGAGAAAACGUGGAGCGCGCAUGUCCGUGCGUUUGGGACCGCGAUCGAGCUCGCUACCACCACUACCACCAACUUACCCUCCUAUCCCUGAGGACCCACAAAUGGGUGGACCCUCAAACACUGCGCCAAAGGUUGAUCCAACUCUUGUAACAUUUUCUCAACCACCACCGCCAUCGGGUUUUGAUAACCCAAUUCCUACAUAUCCAGACACGUCUAGAUAUAAUCCUUUUAACCCAUCUACGCCGGUAGAUUAUAACUACCAGGCGCCUUCGUACGACCCUUAUAUGCAAACGGUCGUACAUAAUGCUUUAUACCUGUCUCCCUUUCUGCCUGCCUACCCUGCUACUGGAUAUCCAAAUUAUGGAUACCAGUAUCCUGUUGUGCCUCAACCACAACCACAAUUAGAGGCCAUUAAUCAGGUCUUGGAAUGA
This is a messenger RNA of Helianthus annuus (common sunflower), 657 nucleotides long. Its product is annotated as formin-like protein 14. Bases 1 to 657 code for a protein of 218 amino acids. The record is from RefSeq and is a predicted model, not a curated record. The transcript has a single exon. Lineage: Eukaryota; Viridiplantae; Streptophyta; Magnoliopsida; Asterales; Asteraceae.